Messenger RNA from Arxiozyma heterogenica, 798 nucleotides. It is a transcript of the gene PRE4, whose product is annotated as proteasome core particle subunit beta 7. Lineage: Eukaryota; Fungi; Ascomycota; Saccharomycetes; Saccharomycetales; Saccharomycetaceae. Gene Ontology annotation, cellular component: proteasome core complex. The transcript has a single exon. The coding region runs from base 1 to 798 and encodes 265 amino acids. The record is from RefSeq and is a predicted model, not a curated record.
AUGAAUCACGAUCCAUUCAGUUGGGGCAGACCUUCCGAUGAAACUUAUGGUACUUACAAUAACACAAUUGCUAGUGCUUCUCCAUUUCCAAAAAUGAAUACGCAACAGCCAAUAAUUACAGGUACAUCUGUAAUUUCAAUGAAGUAUAAUAAUGGUGUCAUCAUUGCAGCAGACAAUUUAGGUGCAUAUGGCUCUCUUUUACGUUUUAAUGACGUUGAAAGAUUAAUUCCGGUAGGUAAAAGAACUAUUGUUGGUGUAUCUGGAGAUGUUUCUGAUAUGCAGCAUAUUGAACAAAUAUUAUCAGACCUAGAAAUCGAAAAUAAUUAUGAUAAUUCCUAUGCUGAUGAUGAAGAAACUUUAAAGCCAAGUUAUAUAUUUGAAUAUUUAUCUACAUUGAUGUAUCAGCGUAGAUCUAAGAUGAAUCCGCUUUGGAAUGCAAUAAUUGUUGCAGGUGUGGAAGAUGACAAACCAUUUUUGAAAUACGUGAAUUUAUUAGGCGUAACGUAUUCUUCUCCAACAUUAGCUACUGGGUUUGGUGCACAUUUAGCUAUUCCACUUUUAAGACGUGUUAUUGAUCGUGAAGAGGAUAUUGAAUCAACAAAUUUGGAAUUAGCAGAAAAAACCAUAUUAGAAAGUAUGAAAGUUUUGUAUUACAGAGAUGCACAUUCUUCCAGGAAAUUUUCUUUGGCUAUUAUUGACAAAGAACAAGGUUUAGUUUUCAAAAAGGGAUUACAAGUGGAGAACAUGAGUUGGAAAUUUGCAAAAGAUAUUAAAGGUUAUGGUACCCAGAAGGUUUAA